Molecule: messenger RNA, 618 nt
Organism: Miscanthus lutarioriparius
Lineage: Eukaryota; Viridiplantae; Streptophyta; Magnoliopsida; Poales; Poaceae
Source: the annotation of a GenBank genome assembly
AUGCUGCACCUCAUCCAGCUCGGCGUCACCUUCUCUGGGCCGCGCGGCGAGCUGCCGGUCCUCGGUGCUGGCCGCCGCCGCUGCGUCUGGCAGUUCAACUUCCGCGAGUUCGACGACGCGCGCGACAUCUUCGCGUCCGACUCCAUCGAACUGCUCCGUCACAGCGGCAUCGACUUCCGCCGCAACGCCGAGCGCGGCGUCGAUGCCCGACGGUUCGCCGAGCUCCUCAUGUCCUCUGGUGUUGUGCUCAACGAUUCCGUAUACUGGGUCACCUUCCACGCAGGAUACGACUUCGGGUACCUACUGAAGAUUCUCACCUGCAAUAGCCUCCCAGACACACAAGCCGGGUUCUUUAAACUUAUGAAGAUAUAUUUCCCGACUGUGUAUGACAUCAAGCAUCUCAUGAAGUUCUGCAACAGCCUGCACGGCGGGCUGAACAAGCUCGCUGAGCUACUUGAUGUGGAGCGUGUUGGGGAGGCUCAUCAGGCUGGGUCCGAUAGCCUGGUCACGUCCUGUGCAUUCUGGAAGCUCAAGGAUUCAUUCUUCGCGGGCUCAACAGAGAAAUAUGCAGGUGUGCUGUACGGGCUCGAUGCAGAGAAUGGUGUUAGUGCACAUUGA